CCCAAUCUUUCAUCCUCCCCAACACAACAAUGGACCACCGCCAACAGCUUCAGCUUCAGCAACAGCAACUCCUCCUCCAAGCCCAACAAGAGCAAGAACACCACUUCAUCCAACCACUCCAAUUCCCACAACCCCCUUACAAUCCCAACACCUACCCACCUCACGACCCUCCUCAAUAUCAAUACCAGCACCCACAAUUCCCACACCAAAAUGGUUACCACCAAUCAAAUCUCUACCCCCAGUCGGCUGUGCUCCGGCCACCUGAUCUCACGGUGCCACCGCUGGCUGCGGCGGUGGCUGUGCAGUCUCUUUUGGUGCAAUACUCCGAGGCUUCGGGGUCUCAGUGGAACGCUCCACCAAUGGGUGUUUGGAAGUUUAUAAGAGGUGCAUGAUGUUGAGUUUGGGUCUGGGGAGGGAGAGGUUAUUGUUGAGUUGCAUGAACUGGAAUGCACAAUUGGGAGCUAGGUGGGCUAACUUGGGCAGGUC
Argentina anserina (silverweed cinquefoil) is the source of this 486-nucleotide messenger RNA. RefSeq lists its product as uncharacterized. The coding region runs from base 30 to 392 and encodes 120 amino acids. The transcript has 2 exons. The record is from RefSeq and is a predicted model, not a curated record. NCBI's taxonomy places the organism in Eukaryota, Viridiplantae, Streptophyta, Magnoliopsida, Rosales, Rosaceae.